This is a messenger RNA of Pseudophryne corroboree (corroboree frog), 5415 nucleotides long. RefSeq names its product SEC14 like lipid binding 1 (gene SEC14L1). Gene Ontology annotation, cellular component: cytosol; cytoplasm. NCBI's taxonomy places the organism in Eukaryota, Metazoa, Chordata, Amphibia, Anura, Myobatrachidae. Gene Ontology annotation, biological process: negative regulation of RIG-I signaling pathway. The transcript has 18 exons. The record is from RefSeq and is a predicted model, not a curated record. Gene Ontology annotation, molecular function: RIG-I binding. The coding region runs from base 387 to 2765 and encodes 792 amino acids.
ACGGUUGCAAAUUCCCCCUUCCAGUCUCCCCCAGCAUUGUGAGGCGAGCUGAAGACCCCCAGAACCACGUGACCAGCCAUGGAAUGUGAGCAGCCGCUGUGAGGGGGCGGGGCAUAGGAGUGUAAUCAUUGAUGUCACGCUACCGAACGUCUGACGCCUGCGCAGUCGGAAGCUGUCGGUGGCCGGUGUCUGGUGUCACAGCGACGGGACGGGAGCCCGGCGGACACGGACCCGGGCCCAGGCCCACAUCACCAUCAAGAUGUGUUACAUAUAACCUACACUUUCAAGAGCACUGUUCCUUGCCUCCGUAUAGCCCAGCAGUCUGUGCGGUUGUUGUUGUUGUUUUUUUUACAGGUUUCUAAAGUGUGCAACAAGAUACCGUCACCAUGGUGCAGAAGUACCAAUCGCCUGUCCGGGUAUAUAAACAUGGCUUUGAAUUAAUUAUGGCUGCGUAUGAGCGGCGUUUCCCGACAUGUCAUCUCAUCCCCAUGUUUGUUGGCAGUGAUAUCAUGAACGAAUACAUCAGUGAGGAUGGAGCAGUGCAUGUGGUGGAGAGGCGUUGCAAGCUGGAUGUUGAUGCUCCACGGCUGCUUAAAAAGAUUGCAGGAGUAGACUAUGUAUACUUUAUACAGAAAAAUUCCUUAAACAGACGGGAACGCACUCUACACAUUGAAGCUCACAAUGAGACUUUUGCUAGCCGAAUAGUUGUCCAUGAGUAUUGCUGUUACACUGUACACCCCGACAAUGAUGACUGGACCUGCUUUGAGCAGUCUGCUAGCCUGGACAUCAAGUCAUUCUUCGGUUUUGAGAGCACAGUUGAAAAGAUUGCCAUGAAACAGUACACCAGCAACAUCAAAAAGGGUAAAGAAAUCAUUGAGUAUUACUUGAAGCAAAUGGAGGAAGAGGGCAUAACAUAUUUGCCUAGAUGGGUUCCUGUCACAAAGCAGCAACAAGAGCUUCAGACAUCUACCUCAGUCCAUUCUGUGUCCCCGGCCCAGAAUAUACCUACCAUAACAUCUAGUGAUGGGCAAAGUAGCAGGGAUGCCCUAUCCUCAUCCAGUCCUCCGGAAUCCCUCAGCAGCACUCCAGACGAUAAAUUAGAUGCAGAUUACAUUAAACGUUAUCUGGGAGACCUCACACCUUUGCAGGAGAGCUGCCUUAUCCGCCUGCGACAAUGGCUUCAGGAAACCCACAAGGGCAAAAUCCCCAAAGAUGAGCACAUCCUGAGGUUCCUGCGUGCGCGCGACUUCAAUAUUGACAAGGCCAGAGAACUCAUGUGCCAAUCUCUCACCUGGCGAAAACAGCACCAAGUAGACUACCUACUAAGCACGUGGAACCCCCCACAGGUUCUGCAGGAUUAUUAUGCAGGGGGCUGGCACCACCAUGAUUCAGAUGGUCGUCCGUUGUAUUUGCUGAGGCUUGGACAGAUGGACACAAAAGGUUUGGUCAGAGCUCUUGGUGAAGAGUCUCUCCUCAGGCAUGUGCUGUCCAUUAAUGAAGAAGGGCUCCGGCGCUGUGAGGAAAAUACAAAAAUAUUUGGGCGACCCAUCAGCUCUUGGACCUGCUUAGUAGAUUUGGAGGGGCUAAAUAUGAGGCAUUUAUGGAGACCUGGCGUCAAAGCAUUGCUGCGCAUCAUUGAAGUGGUGGAAACCAAUUACCCAGAGACUUUGGGACGGCUGUUGAUCUUACGGGCCCCAAGAGUGUUUCCAGUGUUGUGGACAUUAGUUAGUCCCUUCAUAGAUGAGAAUACCAGGAAGAAGUUCCUUGUUUACGCUGGCAAUGACUAUCAAGGCCCAGGCGGAUUAAUAGAUUACAUUGACAAAGAAGUGAUCCCAGACUUUCUUGGUGGGGAGUGCAUGUGUGAUGUUCCAGAAGGUGGGCUGGUUCCCAAAGCACUUUACCGGACUCCAGAGGAACUGGAAAGUGAGGAUAUCCGACUCUGGACAGAGACAAUCUACCAGUCAGCUAGCGUGUUUAAGGGCGCUCCGCAUGAGAUUUUUAUUCAAAUAGUGGAUGCCUCCUCUGUGAUCACCUGGGACUUUGAUGUGUGCAAAGGAGACAUUGUUUUUAACAUUUACCACUCCAAGAGGGCACCACAAGUGCCCAAACGGGACACCCUUGGAGCUCAUGGCAUCACAUCUCCUGUGGGUAACAAUGUGCAGCUGAUUGAUAAGGCUUGGCAGCUGGGCCGAGAUUACAGCAUGGUGGAAUCUCCGCUGACCUGCAAGGAGGGAGAGAGUGUGCAGGGCUCUCACGUGACUCGCUGGCCGGGGUUCUAUAUCCUGCAGUGGAAAUUUCAUAGCAUGCCUGCCUGUGCCACCAGCAGCCUCCCACGUGUGGAUGAUGUUCUUGCCUCUUUACAAGUCUCCUCACACAAGUGCAAAGUCAUGUACUACACAGAGAUCAUUGGAUCCGAGGAUUUCAGGGGUUCCAUGACCAGCCUGGAAUCAAGCCACAGUGGUUUCUCGCAACUCAGUGCUGCCACCACCACCUCUAGCCAGUCUCACUCAAGUUCCAUGGUGUCCAGAGAGCCCCUCCCUCUGUCUGAGUCCAUGCUCCCUUCUCUCACUCACCCCCAAGACCUGAAGUCCUGUCCGGAUGGGCUCCUGCGCCUCUCCCCUUCCUUCUGGGGCCAGCACUUUUCCACUCUCUACACCCUCAGACCCCCCGUCUUCCUGCGUUGGCCCCCCUCCUGGCGCCUCCCAUUCAUCCGGGAGGCUGUGGGAACUACUGCCAUCGAGACAGAGGGCUCCGACUCUUCCUGAGGCCAUGCGGAAGGUUUAGGGUGUCAGAUUGGUUUACAAAAAAAGUUGACGUUCUAGCUUACAGCUCCCUACCUGAUCAAAUAAUGCAAAAUGAAAAUGGUUGUUGUUGGAAACCUUUUCCAUUGCACUCAUGUGGAGGAGUUGGCAUACAUUGCUCACGUAACAUCUUCAUCAUAUCCUUCAAUACUUAAUGUAAGAGCUGUGAUAUUCUUACGCAAUAGCAACACAGCAUCUUCUAACCACCUGCUGGAGAGGUUGGGCAACAUUACACAAUCCUGCAAUCUCGUCCAUUCUGACUCCUACUGAAACCGUUCCUUUUCUUAGAUGUUAAUGAGUACUUGACGUAUGCCAUAUGCUGUGGUGAGAUAGGGGCGGUUGUUGAACAGCACUUCAUUCUACCAUUGUUAGCCAUAUGGUUUCUCCCAGCCAUAUACUACCACUGUCACAGUUGUUGGGAUUGGCUAUCAGCACAGUGUGUUGAUAAGUUUCCUUCACCAAGAUCUUUAGUUGGGCAGAGAAAAUGAACAUUCCUGAGGAAAUACCAUUCAAAGAAAGCGACAACCCUUUGUAAAUGAAUGCAGAAUUUGUAUAUUCUAUUACUGGUUGGUGAUAUAGGGUGGAUAGAACAUAUUUGUAGAAACAUUUUGCAUGUAGUAGUGGAUCAUUUCUUUAGACUUUGCCUGACUUAACUUCAAGGGUUGUUGAGUGUAAUGGUUAUUCUCUUCUGUGGUCUAGGAAAUGUAAGCCAGCUAGUCCACUGAUGGAACAUCUGGAUCAAAGAAUAUGAUUCUUGUAAAGGAAAUUCUAAUUAAGGAGACUUUAUCUCCCUGCAUUGUGUUCCUCCAAAAUGACUGGCUUUUUUCACCAUCUAGUCAUUGUAAGAGUUGGUUUACAGUAGCUGACCAUGGUCGAGCUGGGAAUUGCCCCUAGUUGGACAAUUUUGGUGAUAUGCCAACAAAUGUGCUGGGCCAAUGGCUUUAGUUUCCUAGACGUUUUUUUCUUUCAGUGAUGACUGUUUAUCUCCUGGUGGGAUAUAUUGAACGUUAAAGUAACAAUUUUGUGCUCCACAAAUCUUAACCAUUUCACUUCCUCAAGAUAGUGCAUCAAAGUAGGUUUUCCUGUUUCCCUAGACCAGUCUGAGACUAAUUGUUUUUGAAAGUGCCAGAAUAUAUUGAUCUGUGUUUUUAAAAGGUUUAUCCUAUAUAAUUAUGUUCCUACUUGAGUAUUCCUAGUCUUAAACUUUUUUUUUUUUUUUUUUUUAACUCCAAUGCACUAUUCUGCAUUGCUCAAAAAGAACCUGCCUGUUACAUAGAAAAUGUACUGUAUUUGUCAUCUUCUGAAGGUUUUGUGACCACAUUUUUGGCAACUGUGCUAGUUAUAACUGUGAGCUCAUGUAAUCAGCGUGUCACACUCACUAGCAAUGCCCAGAAUACAUGUUAACGCAGGAGAGAAUGCAAGUCUGAUAUUUCAUAUAAUAUCCUGCCCACUCUGCCAAAGAAUGAUAAUAUCUGCAUGUACUAAGCUAGUCGCCAAUGUAACACUCAUUAAGACAUUGCCGUUUUAGAUUUGUAAAGCUUCAUAGAUCAAAGCCAGAAUAUGACAUUUGCACCAAAGAGGCCAUACACAUACUAGAAACUAGUUAAAUUAUGAAUGCGUAUGGUCCCUCUACAUUUAUUUAUUAGAUCACUGUUAUUACACCCUGAUGAAGGGUGGCUGUAGUGGAUAUCCCUGAGAAUAAUGGUCUGUUCACACAAUGUAGACUGUUGCCAUAAGGGCACUAGUCCUUCACAGUGUUGUCUGUGGUAUUACUAGGGACAGAUCUGCUCAUGCAGUUGUUGUGUGGCAUAUCUGACAGGUUAAAAUAAUGCACAAUUAUCCCAUAUUUUAUAUCAUGGAUGAUCACAGCACACGCAUUUCUCCACUGAUGUAGUUCCCGGUUUGCGUUUGAAACUCUGAAUGAUAACCAGUCACCACUUCUCCCUCUUUGUAUUGUGAGCCUAUCCCUAUUCUCCUGGAAAUAAGGGCUUAUUUCACAGAUGACAUGGCUGUGCCUUGUUCACUGGAUACUGUGUAGAUUCCUUACCCUGCUUUUUUCAGCAUGUAUUCAUUCCACCCAGCGUUAACAUACAAGUCUCACAUUUAAGACAUUUUGCAACAGCUUGUAUGACGUGUCCAGUUUUAGAGAGCCAGGGAUCGCUAAUCUUCAGGUCAGAUCCUUGGAGAGCUUAUUUGCACACUUUAUUUCAGGGGUGGGGAACCUUUGGCCCUCCAGCUGUUGUUGAAUUACACAUACCAGCAUGCUCUGCUACAGUUUUGCUAUUUGGCCAUGCUAAAACUGUUGCAGGGCACGCUGGGAUGUGUAGUUCAACGACAGCUGGAGGGCAGCGGGUUCCCCACCCCUGCUUUAUUUCUAUCAAAUGUUGUUUUUUAAUGUUUGCAAUUUUUGUUGAAACUUGCAUAUCAGCUGUAAGGUUUCUGUUUCCUUCCCACCCCUUGUCCCCAAAAUAUGGAAUGGAUGUGUGUGUGUUUGAAAAUAGUACAUCAUAAUGACAUGACCUCAAGCUCUGUUCUAACAAUUAAUUUAACAUACAGGUAGCUUUUCAAAGCAUUUUUUAAUUGUUAACUAUAAUAAACAUUGAUGCUGUAUAAA